UUUGUGCACACAGAUUUACAAAACUGUGAAUCUUCAAAGGUAGAUUAGUCUUAGAUUGUAACAAUUCAUUUGAUCAAAGUGGAACUAUUUCUGAACUGCACAGUCGCAGGGCGGGUCAUAGGGUCAACACUUGCUCAAACAUUUUCAUUCUAUAAGUGUCAUCUUAUUAUGUACAUGUACAUGCAAGAUGGGCCAACACAUGAUCAGAUGUAUUCAGUCUUUCAACACUCGACUAUACUUUCAUUUCAUAUACAGUAUGUUUUUAAUUCAAAUGUUCAGCAGUAAGUGUGUCACAAACGUUCACUAUGACGCACUGAAAUUGACUCUCCAUUGUUUGACCGCGGAAGUAACAUUGGUGCAGUCGCUAGGCAACUAGAGUGGCUCUCUCUGGGCAGCUUGCUAAACUGAGAAUCUGUAACUCCUUCAGAAACAAUACGGAACUUAGUUGGGGUAGUAGUAGUUUGUUGGUAUCAGUUGAGGAAAUUGAAGAAUAUGUUUCAUCUUAAGUGGGAAACAUAUAUCUCCACUAUACAAUACUAACGAAUACGAAAAUGGAACAUAAUUUAUUAUGUGAUCAUGUUUUUUUUAAGAUUAUUGUUGUAACACUUCAUUUGCAGAGAUUGCCAGGGGAGACACUGCCUCACUUGCCUCCCCUGACCACCUGUCCCUGGUUGGAGGGUUCCCUGCACUCCCUUUUGUUCUUUUUGCUAACUUCUAGCCCUGUGAUCAACUUGCUGCUGCUUUGAAGGUUCCCAUGAACUACCCAACAUCAUCUGUAUAUGGAAGAACACCAUGAGAAACUAAAUGCUCUGGUCUGAUUCGACAAAAGCUUGCAACAUUUGGCGUGAAUGUCAGGUGUCAGGUAUGGAGGAAAGUUGCCGAAAUUACUAUGUGACUUCCGCAACACGUCAGUAAUAAAAUCCUACACUUAAUAAAGGAGGAGGAGGGGUCCAGUCAAAAUUCAAAACGCUAUAAAUAGUCACGCUGCAUCUGGAAAAAGAAUGAAUAAAAUACGUACAACCUGUCGAGGAAUCGUCAUACAGCACCACGUUGAAUUUCAAUACACUUAUUUUGAAAGCAAAACAUUCCCAAUUCCGGUUGCAUCCCGGCAAACAUUUGCUACAGCUGGAAGCUACUGUGAUCGUUCUACAUAUUCCAAUCACUUCAUAAAUUAAAGUAAAAAAGAAAAAAGAAAAAAGGACUUAUUUAUAGACGUUACAGAAAAUGGUGGCCAAACAGAGGAUCCGCAUGGCGAACGAGAAGCACAGCAAGAACAUCACGCAGAGAGGAAACGUGGCCAAGACGCUGCGACCACAGGAGGAUAAGUAUCCAGUGGGCCCCUGGCUGCUUGCCCUUUUUGUAUUCGUUGUGUGUGGAUCAGCCAUAUUUCAGAUCAUCCAGAGUAUCCGUAUGGGAAUGUGAUCCAGAGACAGUACCUUGAGCACACCUCUGAUACCACCCACGCCCCUCCAAAAGGACCAAGGGACCGGCAACAGGCUUCACAGAGAGAGAGCAAGAUUGCCUCCCAGCCCGUACAUUGACUAGCAUCGCCUCCGCCUUGUUCUCAUUUGCAGUGUUGCAAUCUGUGGUGCUGACAGCUUUUCUAUGGACAGUCUCAAACCACGCCGGCUGUGUCUUGUUAAUCACUUGGCUCAUAUCUGUGUGAACGUGCGCACAUCCAAGUGUGCACGAGUACAAAUGUGAGAGACUGUUUAUGCACAUGAACGUGAUUCCUGCUGACGAUGUGCCAUACUUGCCUGUUGCAGCAUUCAUCUGUCUUGUGUGAGAAGACGCUUUUUAUUCUAAUAAAUGUUGUGCAUUUAGCAAGGGCUUCAUUUUGUAGCCUCCCUCGCUGUGUCACACCCAUUGGACUGACCUUCCUCCCCAAUUACGAAGCAACCAAGCCACAAAUCAACAGACGCUUAUUUAGCAUUUUAAUGAAAGUUGAGUGCAGCUUUCAAGUGCAAUUGCAGUAUGUUAUGUUACAACUUCUCAUCCAGUCUUGCAGAAACAUGCACAAAACAUGAGCAUACAACCGAUACA
Messenger RNA from Syngnathus acus (greater pipefish), 2043 nucleotides. It is a transcript of the gene serp2, whose product is annotated as stress-associated endoplasmic reticulum protein family member 2. Gene Ontology annotation, cellular component: endoplasmic reticulum. The transcript is spliced from 3 exons. Lineage: Eukaryota; Metazoa; Chordata; Actinopteri; Syngnathiformes; Syngnathidae. The record is from RefSeq and is a predicted model, not a curated record. The coding region runs from base 1225 to 1422 and encodes 65 amino acids. Gene Ontology annotation, biological process: endoplasmic reticulum unfolded protein response.